Molecule: messenger RNA, 3553 nt
Organism: Hippocampus comes (tiger tail seahorse)
Lineage: Eukaryota; Metazoa; Chordata; Actinopteri; Syngnathiformes; Syngnathidae
Gene: rln3b
Product: relaxin 3b
Exons: 2
Coding region: 2889-3344 (151 amino acids)
Cellular component (GO): extracellular region
Molecular function (GO): G protein-coupled receptor binding; hormone activity
Source: RefSeq, a predicted model, not a curated record
GGGCCAAGCGUCUCAUGACUACUGAGACUAAAACUGAGUUUCUGUGAAGACUCGCAUGUUGGCGUCGAGAUUCCCUCGGAGGUGGAAUGAAAGUCUAACUCAUCGGGAUCAUUAUUGUGUCUUCACUUUCUUAUGCCAACUGAAAAGAAAUACUUAUUUCAACAUCACGAAUAAAAAUUCGAUUAAUUUCACUGACAUAGUUUUAACAAAUUCGAAUAACACCUAAAAAAGUGUCAUUCUCAGCAAAACAACAAACAGCGUGUACUUAUUGACUCCUAUUUAUUGUUCUGCUAUUUUAGUAGGUUAAGAUAGUUUUUAAAACAAUGUAACAUUUUAAUACAGCAUAGUGGUGCAUAUUGUUAGCGCAUCUCCCACACACUCAAGGAUCAGAUUUUAAAUUCAGCUCAGGCCAUACUGCGUGGAGUUUGCAGGUUCUCCUGGUGCCCGUGUGAAAUUUUUAUACACUUCCCUCCAAAAAUAUUGUAAUUAUGAGGCAUAUUCCUUAAAUUUUGCUGGAGACUUUUAGGUUUGAAAUCAAAUGAUGAAUAUGAGCCAAGGGAUUAACAGACAAUCUUUAAUUUCCAUGUAUUGCAGUGUCUUGUAUUUGAUGCACAUCUUAGAAGACAGCAUUAUUUUACAACAAAACAAUUCGAAUUCUAGGUAAACAUAAAUACUGAAAUGGGUAAACGUGAAAAAAUUGAGUAUAGAAAUCUUGAUAAGACCUCCUUAUACUUAGCUGCAUCAAAUCCCUGAUGCAUUGGCAACACCAACCCUUUGCAGGUUUGUUUUGUAAUGUUGUUUUCAAUGCUUGACUUGGGCAAACUAAAACCAUCCAAUUAUCUUUUAUGACUAUCUAUCUAUCUAUCUAUCUAUCUAUCUAUCUAUCUAUCUAUCUAUCUAUCUAUCUAUCUAUCUAUCUAUCUAUCUAUCUAUCUAUCUAUUGAAUUGUUUCAGACCAUGCUUCCUCAACAGCUACAGGAAGGAUGUCCUCGUUUGAGCCUUUUUGAGGAUGGAGUUAGCCUUCCACUUCAGGUACUGAGAGACUGACAUUCCUAGGAACUUAAAUUCUCAAUGGUUGACACGGGGCAAUUGGACAGCAUGGGGGCAUCUGUGGCAAAGAAUGUUUUCUAAAGUCCAAGAUCACCUCUACAGGCUUGAGCGUGUUCGCCUCCAGAUUGUGUUGGCCACAUUGAAGCGCUACUAUGCAGACUCGUUGCCAUUGUUGAUGACGUCGAUGGCUGUGCUGCUGUCUGGAAACUUCAGGAAUUUGACAGCUGCACAUUGAGGCACAGCCAUUGGCGAAAAGAGAAAAGAGGAGCAGAGAAAGGACACUUCCUUUGGGGGCCCCGGUAAUGAUGGUGCAUGUGGAUGAAAUAGUUUUCCCCAGCCUCACUCGCUGUGUCCUUGCUUGUUAGGAAGCUGUAAAUCCUCCUGAGGAUAGCAAGAGAGACGCUGAGCUGGAGGAGCUCAGAGGAACGGAGGUCAGGAAUGAUGCUCCUGAAUGCAGAGCUAAAGUCCAAACGAUCCUCCUGUCGGUCCCUGCAUCAUUGAGGUGAUCAAGGGUAAAAUGCAACUUUGUGUUGACUACAUCAUCCACCCACCUGUUUGCUUGGAACACAAACAGCAGAGAGUUCAGCAGGGGUCCUGUGAUACUCAUUGCCAGUCCAGUAUGAGACGUUCAAAGGACUUCAUGACCACAGACGUUAGAUGUCAUCCAUCAAUCCACCCAUCCAUACAUCCGAGUGAUUUGCAUCCUGUGGUGUAGCCUCUGCUCAUUUUGCCCAUGAAGCGAACCCAUUUUUUUCUCCAAAAUUUAAAACAGUUUCCACAAAUAAAAGUUCUACAACAUGCAUUCAUCAAGAUAAACAAAGGACGAAGAUUAAUAUCACACUUAGCAUCCAUUUUAAUACCCCAGUUGAAAUUAUUUGGUUUUCUUAAAUGAGCCACAGCUCACUCUGCCAUCAUUGUGAGGUAAGACAACAUUAGAAUGGCUUUUGUUACCAUGGUGACCAGGCGCAAGGCUAAGGGAUAUUGUCGACUUGCUCUAAAAGUGUGAAUAUGAACAGCUCAGAGCAUGAGAGACAAUGAAAGCAUUUCACUCAUUAACACUACAUGACUUAGCCAUGGAAUUACUCUUGUCAGAUGCAUAUAUUUGGCGCAUGCAGUGAACACACUGCCAAACGCGAAUUGAUCACAAUUUGGCAAAAUUCAGAGCUGUUUGCUAGUAGACGAAUUUUCGGAAAUGGGCAGCGAACAAAAACAUUACUAUGUUGCAUAAUUUCACACUUCAAGGGCGGGAAUGCACUCCCAAAUAUUUGUACAUAAUAUAUUAAAAGUAAGUUUGUAUCAUAUUGUUUACUACACUUUAAUUAAAGUUUCAGGAUAGGAUUGUAAUUCUUUAGACCAUGCAACAAUGUAGAAUGCGUGUAUGAGCAUUCAUGUCUGUGCAUAACAGACAGACCAAACAAGAUUUACCAGAGAUGUUGAGCAACCUAAAUUGAUGAGAAAGUGAUCUCUAUUCAAUUUCUUGUUGAGAAGAUGCCAUGACUGAGAUAUUGUUGUGUGUCACACAAAGCACAAAAACAAUAGUGAGGGCAGAAAGGCCAAAUAAAAGGUCACAGGUGAUUAGAUUGCAGAGAGCUCUGUUGACGUCACCUGUGGCAUCAUUUGCUAUAUUCCCAGAACUUUUCUGUUACUGGAUGUGCAUUGUUUCCCCAAAAGGUCUCAGCUCUUAUCUUUGGAUGUGACAAAGACCAAAGGUGCUUUUCUGAGAAACUGAGGCCUAUAUAAGAUGUCCAAAAUGAAACAGUCAGCAAAUAGGUACCUCAUUUGGGUUUGUUGAGACCUUUUCUGCACAGUGAGACAACGACAGCAGAUUUUUGAGGAACAUGUGGAAGGCAGCACUCUUGACACUGUGUUUCUUGGUGGCACUGGUAGGCAAGGUACGGCCGAGUGAAGCCCAUACCUCUUUCUAUGGAAUGAAACUGUGCGGUAGAGAAUUUAUACGUGCUGUCAUUUUUACCUGUGGUGGCUCUCGCUGGAGGAGAAGCAUUGGAGAUGCAGCUCUUAUUGGAGAUGAGGCUUUUGACCAAUGGAAUCCAAAUCCUUUCCCUCAAAUGGCCAGUGAGCAGGAUCCUGCACAAUCCAACGUAUGGAAGGACCCGACAUUUGAUGUGGCAUCUGUCGCCGCUGGAUUCAGCCGCUCGGCUCGCUCGCCUAUCUCGGAAGAGGUCUUGGAGGCUCUCCGAAGUGCAGAUAGAAAAGGACGGGAUGUUGUGGUGGGACUGUCCAAUGCCUGUUGCAAGUGGGGCUGCAGCAAGAGUGAAAUCAGCUCCUUGUGCUAAACACAGUCCCAUCUCACAUGCAGCGUUCUACUUUUUGAAUUUUCAAAAAUUUUACAUCUAUCCAUUAUCUGAGCUGAUUUUCCCCACUCGGGUCGCGGGCUAUUUUACAUCCAAGUCAUUAAUUGUGUGACUAUAUGAUUUUUCGUGCAUAGGUGGGCUAGACUAAUUUGUGUGUAUGUUCAAUAAAGUCGUGUGUCAUUCGUAAGAAA